AUGCUUGUCAAAUACCCCGUUCACUUCGUCGCUGCUACGAGAGAUCAGAAUAAGACCGAACCAGAGUUCGAAGUCACGAUCGAUGUUGAUUCUGAUCAAAAGCUCGAAAAGGCUUUCGAUACAGUAGUUAAGAAGUUGCACCCAGAGGACUCGGAGAAACACAAGUACACUUUCCUCCUCCAAUCCCCUAACUUCCCUCCUAUCGUCAUCAACGGUGCAUCCAAACCUUCCGACUUCCCUAACUUCUCUAGAGACUGGAAGGUUAUCGUCAUUUCAGCCAAAGCCAAAGCAGCCCAUUAA
This is a messenger RNA of Kwoniella botswanensis, 300 nucleotides long. RefSeq lists its product as uncharacterized. Bases 1 to 300 code for a protein of 99 amino acids. Lineage: Eukaryota; Fungi; Basidiomycota; Tremellomycetes; Tremellales; Cryptococcaceae. The record is from RefSeq and is a predicted model, not a curated record. The transcript has 4 exons.